ACACACACACACACACACACACACACAGACACGUACACAGACACGUACACACGCACACACACACGCACACACACACGCACACACAGCCAGUCAGUCUACCCCAAGCCUUCCUUGCACACGCACAUAAGUAAGCAGGAGCAUGGGCGGCCUGGCGUGGGUGGAGCGUGUGGGCGUGGUGGUGGUGGUGGUGGUGUGCGCGGGCGUGUGCGUGGAAGCAAUCGCCAGGUACCCACUAGCAGAUCAGGCGGCAGUAGAUGUGGAGGAGUUGGUGGGGGAAGAGAGAGGAGGAGGAGGAGGAGGAGGAGGAGGAGGAGGAGAAGGAGGAGGAGAAGGAGGAGGAAUGGAGGGAAAACUAAGAAACUUGAAAAAUCGACUGGAUUCCUUCUACCCCGGCGGCGCGGGGUACCACGGGUGUUCCUGCGCAGACCUGGCGGCCCUGGCAGCGCAGAUCACCGUGUUUGAGCAGGAGGUGAAGAGCGUGGCCGUACUGGAGAAGAAACUGGAGCUGGUGGUGCGCGCCAUCAAGCAGCUGGGCGCCUGGGUCAAUGUUGGUGUGCGUGGUCCGCGUGGCCCUGAGGGCGAGGCGGGCACCCCAGGACCAGCGGGACCCAUGGGGGACACAGGGGACCCCGGGCCGGACACGGAGCACAACAGGACAGGGGUACCAGGCCCCCCAGGACACCCAGGCAGCCCAGGGCCACAGGGACUGAAGGGCCCCAAGGGGGACUGCAUCAAGGGCGCAAAGGGGACGCAGGGGAAGAAAGGCGACCCCGGGGUGGGCCCACGCGGCAGGAGGGGAUCACCGGGACCCCCUGGCGACGCUGGGGAGCCCGCCAAGGAAUUUGGGUCUUAACCUGGGAGUGCUGCCCAGGGGGAGCCUCACCUUGGCAGAAUUACCCCGGGGGAGUCUUACCCUGGAGGGAAAACUUACCCAUGUGAGCCAUACCCUGGGAACUUUUACCAGGGGCUGUUUACUAUUGGGAGAUGUACCCUGCUGAGUCUUAGAAGAGGCACAUUACCCUGUGGGAGUCUUAACAUUUAUCCUGGGUGAGUCUUAAGGUUUAUCCUGGGUGAGUCUUAAGAUUUAUCCUGGGUGACUCUUAAGAUUUAUCCUGGGUGAGUCUUAAGAUUUAUCCUGGGUGACUCUUAAGAUUUACCCUGUGGGAGUCUUACCUUGAGAAAAUUUAUCCUGGAAAAUUACCGUGGGAAAAGUUGUCCAAACGACUCACCCUGAGGAAGAGAUACCCUGGGGGAGAUUGACCUUGGAAUCUUGACUCUCUCUCUCUCUCUCUCUCUCUCUCUCUCUCUGCAUAUUGUUUUGUUUUUCCAUUUCUUCCUGAUAUUAAUUUUUAGUAUGUUGUAAUGCAUUAGGAGUACUUGUAUUAUUAUCAUUACCAUUAUUUUUUUUGUAAUGCCAUGUAAGUAAUCAUGUGUGCAUCUCGUGUGUACUUUUUUGCAUGUAAUUCAAAGCUAAUGUACGUUUUUUUUUCAUUUUUUUUUCAUUUUUUUUCUUACUUUGAUUUUUAUUUCUUCUUUUUCCGUCUUGUAAAAUUUUCAUAUGUACGUACAUCAGUUUGUUGCAGUAAAGUUUCCCUUCAUGCAAUGUG
Messenger RNA from Scylla paramamosain (green mud crab), 1607 nucleotides. RefSeq names its product collagen alpha-2(VI) chain-like. Bases 140 to 853 code for a protein of 237 amino acids. Gene Ontology annotation, cellular component: extracellular matrix. The transcript has 5 exons. Lineage: Eukaryota; Metazoa; Arthropoda; Malacostraca; Decapoda; Portunidae. The record is from RefSeq and is a predicted model, not a curated record.